Messenger RNA from Acytostelium subglobosum LB1, 948 nucleotides. RefSeq lists its product as hypothetical. The record is from RefSeq and is a predicted model, not a curated record. The transcript has a single exon. The coding region runs from base 1 to 948 and encodes 315 amino acids. NCBI's taxonomy places the organism in Eukaryota, Evosea, Eumycetozoa, Acytosteliales, Acytosteliaceae.
AUGUCCAUCAACAAUGAGUGCAGGGCAUACUUACAGAAGCACAUUAGUAAGACGAUGAGACACUUCUAUGCCAACCUCCAUCAGAACGAGCUCGAUCCUCAAUCACGCGAGAUGAAGAUCGGCGUCUUGUAUCUCAUGAUGAUGUACCUUGGUGUCGAGGCAAUGACACCAUUCAUUGAUGCGAUCACCGAGGUGAUGAUCGUCAGGGUCAACGACAUGGUGCCGACCAUUCAAACAAUGGUGGCCGAGAUUUGUCGCAUUGUUGGCCAUGUUGCCAAGGGCUCUGUAUUGUUGCCACGGCUGUCUGAGCGCAUCAAAGAAGAGCUAAACACUCCAUCACACAAAGACACAUUGUUAUGUCAACUCCAAGUACUGGCACACAUGACCAGCACCAUUGGCACUGUCGAUGAGACCACACUGGCGAAUCUGCUUCGCGAUCUCCAGCAAGUGGUAUACAGCGAUCAAUCAAAUAAUCGUUGCCUAGUUGAGAUUGUCCAGGUCCUUUCACACUUGGCCAACAAGUUUCCAGAUCAACUACAAUCUUCACAAUGUGAUAAACCAAUGGCGCGACUGUUGAUCCUACUCAAUGUAUCAUUGCCUGAUAAGAAACAGAUGAUUGACGAUAUUUCCGCCAAGCUCUGCGACAACUGCUCCAACGCCAAUCUCCAGCAAUACAUUGGAGGCGGAGGUGGUAGCAGGGUGGCCAUGCUGCUGAGCGACAUUGCCAAGCGACAUACAAGCCAUGUCCUCACACAUCAAUCCUACUUUAACACAAUCGACUACAUCAUACGUACUCAAUCAUUGGAAACAGUGGACAUUGUCAUUCUCCAACAAUUGUCUGCCAUCUACUCCAAGGCGGCAGAGAAGGAUGACAGCAUUCAAAGAGUUGUCGACAAGUUAAAGACGGCAAUUGGUGUCGCUAGCACUUCAUCCAAGGUUGUCUCUUGA